Molecule: messenger RNA, 678 nt
Organism: Parnassius mnemosyne (clouded apollo)
Lineage: Eukaryota; Metazoa; Arthropoda; Insecta; Lepidoptera; Papilionidae
Source: the annotation of a GenBank genome assembly
AUGGAUAAAUCAAAAACAGGCUUGUUUGCCUUGGGUUUUUAUACUGGUGCUACAUUGUUUAUUAUAUUAGCCUUUGCCAGCCCAUUUUGGUUAGUAACGGAUGGAAAGCUUAAAAAUCCAAAGUUUAUAAAAAUUGGUUUGUGGGAAGUGUGCUUCAACGGUUUUGAAGAAGUACAUCAUUGGUAUGACACUGUUUUCAAAGGCUGCUGGUGGAUUUUUGAAGAGGAAUAUUAUAUUAUACAUGACAUUCUGUUACCUGGAUUCUUUAUAGCAACACAAUUCUUUUUUACUAUUACAACAUGUUGUGUUCUGGCUUCAAUGUUUAUGGCUUACCUUUAUAUGAAGAAAGAUAAAGAUGAUGAAAAUUAUGUGACCCUGUUAAUCACUUUGGGAACAGUGCUUGUGAUUGGAGGUUUUUCAGGACUCAUAUCAGUAAUUAUAUUUGGAGCUAGAGGAGAUGGUCGUGAUUGGAUGCCCAAUUGGGAGCAUAAUGAUUUAGGUUGGGCUUUUGCUCUGGGUGUGAUUGGAGUAAUCUUUUUAUUUCCUGCUGGUAUUCUAUUUUUAAUAGAAGCUCGCGUUCAGAAAUAUAAGAGGCUACAUGAAAUGCAAAGCAGAGAACCAUCAUCUCACACAAUGCAUGAGAGGAAAAUUGGAUUCUCUGGUCAUACGGAUAUCUGA